Messenger RNA from Macroventuria anomochaeta, 342 nucleotides. RefSeq lists its product as uncharacterized. The annotation marks the transcript as partial. NCBI's taxonomy places the organism in Eukaryota, Fungi, Ascomycota, Dothideomycetes, Pleosporales, Didymellaceae. The transcript has a single exon. The record is from RefSeq and is a predicted model, not a curated record.
AUGACCAGAUAUGAAUGGAUAGGCGAGCUGAAGCUUGUACAAGAUGCUGUCAUUGAGGAGAAUGUCUGGCAGUUCACUGUCAAAGUCCCUCAUCAUAACCAUGACUGUGCAAUGGAGGCUGUUGCUCUGUUCCAGCACCGUCAGCGUGAUGCAGCAACACUUGUGCGCAUUCAACAACAAUGGAAACUGCGCCAGUCUUCAACCAAUAUCCUUGCCAGUCUGCUUGGAGAUAACAUUUCCAUAAGGCAACAAGACAUCCUGAAUGAGAUUGCAAGGCUCUGGCGCGAAGAGCUGCAGGGCAUGACACCCAUUGAAGCACUCCUCUGCAUGCUUGAUGAGUAU